AUGAAUAAUUUAUAUUCUCUCUAUGAAAAUAUAAGUGAAAAUGAUAAAAAUUUAAUUUCAGAAAAAUUAAAAAAUAUACUAAACGAUUUUCAAGAUAAAAAUAAAAAUUAUGUUUCUGAAUUUGUUGUUGUCAGUAGAACAAGAUUUUUUGAAUCUAUUGACAGCGAUGGAGAAUUUUUACUGUUGCAAUCUGCUUCUCGUAUAAUAAGCAGUUAUGAAAAUAUUAUACGUUUAUUACAUAAAGCAAAAGUAUACUUGGAAUUUGUUAAAUGUUUAAAAUUGAGUAAUUAUGAUUUAAAUAAUAACAAAAAUUGUGAAGAAAAUAUUUUAAAAUUUAUUAAUUAUUUAGAGUCAAAAAAAACGAAGUAUUAUUAUCAUAUAUGUGGAAUGCUAAUACAGCUUAUUAUAACUUCCCUCAAAAAAAAAGAUAACUCUACUGAUAAUAAAUCAAACGAAAAUGAAUAUGAAAAACAUAAUAUAUUUGAUAGUUACGAAAAAAAUAAUACUAAAAACUAUGAAAAAAUUCAUGAUUCGACUUUGAAUGAGGCACAUAAAAUAAAGGAAAAUAUUGAUACAUGGGAAACUAAUCAUAAUACUGAAAAAAGUAUUAUUGAACCUUUUGAUGAAUUAGAAGAAUAUGGUGAUUAUCUAUAUGAUGUUUUAAAUCAAAUGGACAAUAAAUCAUGGAAAGAUAAAAAAUAUACAGAAUAUUUAAAAAUGAUUAGUUUAAACGAUGCAAUCAUAAAAGAUGAAAAUAGUAAAACACAAAUCUCUGAAAGUAGUAGUUUCACCAAUAUUUCAACCUUAACAAAUAAUAUGAUUUUACUACCAAAAUACUUAGAAAAUGUAAGAAAUACCAUAUAUAAUCAUCAAAAUAAAUCGAUAAUAGAAAUGAAAUCGAUGAUUCAACAUGCAAUAAAUGAUAAUAUUAAAAUUCCAUUAUUUAAAACUGGUAAAAUUAUUAGUGAAAUGCUUCCAUCUCCAAAUUAUGAAAAAUAUUGGUCCAUAACACAAUAUGAUAUUUCAAAUAAGCUAGACACUUCAAUGAUACAAGAUAUGGUGUUCAAAUUUUUUAAUAUAAAUAAAAGUAAGACGUAUGGUAGUGUCACAAAUAGUUAUCAUAUUAAUUAUUAUGAUAUUUUUAAAAUUCUUUUAAAAGGAGUAAAUUCAAUAAAAAAUGAAAAAGAAGAAAUACAUAUAUUUCUUAAGCAUUUAUUGAAUAAAACAAAAAAAAAAUAUUCAUAUACCUGCAUUAAAGAAUCAAGAGAUAUGCAAUUAAGCACUGAAGGUAAAUUUGAUAAUUGUCUAUUACCAUUACAUAUAUAUAGUAAUUCUCAUGAAAUAUGUAAAGAAGUAUUAAAAUAUGCUAUUUGUAACAAUGAUUUAGUAUUAACAUUAAAAAUAGUCGAUACCUUAUUAACAAUAACAGUAUAUGAAAACUCUUUAAAAAAUUUGAUACAUUUCUUAAAUACAGUAGCAGAAUACAUAAUUAUACCUUAUUUAAAAUACGAAAUGAAAACAUACCAUAAAAGUGUUAAUGAAAGACCCACUUGUAAUAAAAUUGAUACAAAAACUUAUGAAACAAAAUUAAAAGUUGAAAAUAAUAACAUUAAUAACGAAUAUUGUAAAAACUAUACUAAUUUAAAGAAAUUAAUUUGUAAAAUUCCAUUGCAUGAAUAUGAAUCACUAAAACUUUUAGAGUUACUUUCUUUACAAUACCCAAUGUUUUUGAAAAUUCAUGAUAAACCUCAAAGAUGUUUAAAAGGAAUUCCUAAGCCAUGUGAAUAUUAUAGUAAUAUACUUCCUACUUAUGGAUCUUAUAUAUUUCAAAUUGUUGUUUCUUUUGAAAUAGAUAAUUCUAUAAAAGUAUUAGAUGAACUAGGAUCCAAAUGCAAAAUAUUGUUUCAAUUAACUGAAGAUGAUAAUAAUGAAGAUCAAUUAAAAAAUAAUUCAAGUGAUAACAUAAAUAAAUAUAAGGAAUAUAACUUUUUAGAAAUUGAUUUUCAGCAAAACUAUAUGUAUACUAAAUCUACUAAAUCAAGGAGCGCAAUAAAUUAUAUGAGAGAAAAGCAAUUUGAAAAAAUAAACUAUGAUAAAUCAAAUCAAAUGAAAAACAUUAAGAAUAAUGAUGAAAAAAAAUACAAAAAUAAUAUUUUAAACAAUGAUUUUAUAAUAAAUGAGAAACAUAAAAUAAAAAGUAGUGAAAGGAAUAAACAUAUAAAUGUAUAUGAUGUGACAAAUAUGAACACAAUUGUGUUUGAUAUAUUGAUUGAUCAAGGAUGCUUUAUUGAUGAAGGAAAUAUAUAUGACUUUCAAAACUAUCAUGGAAAAAUAGUAAUUUAUUCAAACGGAAAACAUUUAUUAUCAACUAAUAUAAAAAAAAUUGGUUCAUUUGAAAACCAUGUUGUAUCCAAUAGUAAUAUAAAACUAAAAGUAUUUACUUCUCGCAGUUGCAGCUUUGAGUUUCCAAAAGAGUGCAUUUGGUCUUCCGCAUUUGUUGAUGAUUUAGUAAAUAGAAAAUUAAUCCCAGAAAUAAACGAAAAUUUUCUUCUUAAAAAUCCUAUUAGUAUAAUAGAACUUUACAAUAAGGUAUCUACUUCAUUAAAUCGUUAUAUAUAUCGCUUUUGUGAUUGGAAAGAUAACGAUUAUAAAAAAAUAAUUGAAAGAGAGACAUCAUAUACAUUGUAUAAUAACAUAGAUAUUUAUACAUUUGAAGAACUAGUUAAAUAUAUAGAAAACAAUAAUAAAAUUCUUAAAGCAUUAUUUAAAUUAACAAAAAAUUGCCUAAUAGAAAAAGAUAAUAAUAAUUUCAACAAAGAUUCAAAUGAAUUUUAUGCAGAUCAAUUUGAUUAUUAUUUUAGAAAAUACAGAGAAAAUUUAUAUGAAUGGAAUCUAAUAUCUGAUACUCAAAAUUGUGCAUUAAGCGUUUUAAAAUUAUAUUUAAAGGACAAUUUAAACACUGAGAACAGAAUAGAAAAUAAUGAAAACUUUUAUUCUUUGUCAGAAAGAUUAAUGAAAUCCUUUUUAAAAAUAAUUAAACUAAAAAGUCCUUUCAUAAAUAGGGAUGAUUUUUAUAUAAUUAAAAAUUAUGAAAUAGAAGAAUUGGAUCUAAACGGAUGCUUAUGGUUAUUAAGGAGAAAUGUGUUUCAAAUACUUCUGCAAGCAGAUAAAAUAAUUAUAAGUAACAUAUUUAUGAGAAUAAGUAUUGAAACCAUUUUAAAUCUACUUAAAUUUUUUUCUGAUAACAAUAGCAUGGAUUCACAAAUGAUACUGAAAUUAUUGAAAUCUCUAGAAAAUAAAGGAAUUUUAGAAAUAAUGAUGAAGCGAAUGCUAAGUGCUCCAUCUAAAAAUUAUUCGGGUAUCUAUAAAUAUGUAAUCAUGUAUCCAAAUGAUAGUUACUUAAAACCUCAAAACAUGAAUUCAAGUGUAUUUUUUUCUUCUUCUUCUAAUUCCAAUAUUUAUAAUACUAGUUUUGAUAAUUUAAACGAAGUUAAUUUAAGCAGUAACAAAGAUGAAAAAAGAAAGAAAAGAAAAUAUUAUGAAGAAAACAAACAUGAAAUAGAAAGAUAUGAAAAAAGAAAAAAAAAUAUUAAAUCUAGAAUUAUUGAUGCCACCCAUUUUGGUCUUUUUGUAGAAGAGUUAAUUAGUCUAAUAGAGCUUCAAACAUAUAAUGCCAUUAAUAUACCAGUUGUACAGAAUAAUGAAGAAAACGAUUUUUUAAUGGAAAAUAAAACUUGUGAUGUUAUUCAUAAAUUGUGUACAUUUUAUGAGGAUGAAUCAAAAAAUGAAAUUUAUCUAUAUUAUAAUUAUUUUGAUAUAUAUAUUAAGAUAAUAAGUGAUAUGAAACAAAAAAAUAAUAAUGUAAGUAAUGCAAGUGAGGUAGCAUCUAUUUUUUUAAGAGAAAUUGUUUUAAUGCUUACCACAUAUAUACUAACUAUAUCAAGUGAAUAUGAAUCUGAUAAAGCUUUUUUAUAUCAACCUGUUAUUCCGUUUUAUAACUUGCAUAAUGAAAUGUCAAAUAUAAAAAUUGAGAAUAAAGAAAAAAAUAACUUACAAGAAGGACAUUUAAAAUGUGAUGAAAAACAGAUGUUUGUAAAAGAUUGCUUUAAUAAAUCAUAUAAUUCAAUGAAUCAACUUGAUAAUACUUUGAAAUGUGAUUUUGAUGAUAUAAAUAGUUGUAAUAAUGGGUAUAGUAGUUAUGAAAAUCAAGAUGAUGCUCUGGAAAAUGGGAAUGGAUAUUCAUUAAAAUUUAAUAAUUAUGAUAAAAACGGAAAAUCAUGGAUUCCGUUAAUUUCUAACCAAAUACAAAGUUCAGUAGAUGAUUUAUCAUUUCACUCUGAUGAUUCAUGCUCACAUUUGUAUAAGAAUAAAAAUAAAUUAUCAUCUUGCAUUCAAAAUAGCUUAGAAAGCCUAAAUCACAUAGGAGAAAAUACAAAUAAAAAAAUGAAAAAUGAGUCGCAUAUUAGCAAAACUAGUUCUACAGUUUUAUCUGAAUAUAACUUUAGCUCUGAUGAAACUGAAGAAUUUUAUUUUAGAAAAAAUUUAUUAGAUUUUAACGAAACAAAUAGAGAUUCAUACAACUUUAAAAGUCAAUUAAAUGAAAUUAUAUAUAGAAUUUCAAAAAAGAAAAAAUUUGAUAAAGAUAGAAAGAAACUUAAAUAUCUUAAAAAAAGAAUGAAAAAGUAUAAAAACGAUUCAAAAAAAUUAAACUUUAUUUUUUCUCUUUUAGAAGAAAUAUUAAAAAUUAUGCUAGGAGUUGGUUUACGUGUUUUGUCUAGUAUUUCAUAUCAUUAUUUAUAUGAAAAAAACGGUAUGCAAAAAUUUAUAUAUAUAUUUGGAUCAAAAAUAAUAAGAAAUGACAUAAAUGAAAAAAAUUCAUUUCUUCAAUUAUGUGAAAAUAUGAUAAAACCUAAAAGUUUAACAUUAUUACAAGCAUGCAAUUUCAUCAUAAGUGGAAUAAUUCCCUGCUUAGGUUAUGUUACAACCCUAUUUGUUGAUAAGAAAAGCAAAAAAUAUUCUUAUAUAAAGGAAUUAAACAACUAUUUAUCUUUAAAAAUGGCUUUAAAUAUUUGGCCAAUGUUUUUGAAAAUAACUUUGCAAGGUCUGUUAACUUCAAGACAUUUAUCCUCUGAAAUGUCUGUUCACAAAGAUAAUUUGCAUCCAAUAGCAGAAUGCUGCAUAAGUAUUACUAGUUUAGCUACGCAUUUUUUAACAUUCUUUACAAUCAUGACUGAUAAUUUAAGCAAAUAUGAAAUAUAUAUUAACAUGAGAAAAAAUAUGAAAAUGUCCACUUAUCAUCCAAUACCCAUGAUUUUAAUUAAUUCAGCAAAAUAUAUUCGCAUUUCAUCAAAAAAAAAUAAAUAUUAUGAUUUUGAAAAGGCCAUAAGAACUAUAUUGUUACAACUUACUGAUUGUUCUGUAUGUGAUUAUGAAAAUUAUGUUUUUAAUCACUACAUGAUUCCUCAAAGCAUUUCAAAUUUUUUAUCAGCAACAAAGGAUACAAAUGAGAUAACUUUAAUUAAUGAUCCACUAUCCGAUAAAUUAACAACUAAAUCAACCUACGAUGAUAAUAUUAUAAAUAAAAAUAAUUCAUUGGAAAAUGAAUUUAUUAAAACAUAUCAAUCAACAUAUGAAGAAGAAACUACUAAAAGUACUUAUAAAAAAGGAAAUUUGAAACAAAAAAUAGAAAAAAAGAAUGCAACAAAUGAAAAAUUUAAUAUGUGUAAUAAAAAAAGCAUUGAAUUUUUAAAGGCUUUAAUGAACAACGAUAAAGAUGCCAUAAAAUAUUUAGGAUCAUUUUAUCGUGUAUUUCACAAAAAUUUUGAAAGAGCUCAAGUGGCGUUUGUGGCUGUGUUUUUGUAUCUUAUAGGAUAUAAUCAUAACCCAGUAUGUGAUAUUGAUGACAAUUCUAAAAAUGCUGAUAACAUAGAAAAAAGCGAAAAUAUAUCAGUCAACGAAACACUGGAACAUAAGAAAAUAAACUUAGCUUGCAAUUUAGCUAGACAGGGAGUUGUAGAUCUUAUAUCUAAAAGUCAGACACAAUUUCAGAAAAAAAACCUCGAAUAUAAGUUAUCCUCUAAAUCAAAAAUCGAUGAGAAAAAACAAAAUGAGAAAAGUUUAGAAUAUCUCGAAUCAGAUAAUAAAACAUUAGAUGAAAUGGAAUUCAAAACACAUUCAAAUAAUGAUUUGAAAUAUUCAUUAAAUACAAGGAACAAUUGCACAAAUUCUGGAAAUAGUAAUAAUCAAAUAGAAUUUCUCUUAGAUAAAAAAAAUAAGCAGAAUAAUUUUUCUUUUGAACAUAAAAAUGAUGAUUACACUUCAAGUAAUUUAAGUAAGGAGGACAUAAAUUAUUUAAACGAUGCAUUACCUAAUACGGAAAAGUGUAGUGAUAAAAGUAAUGAAUUUAUAACAAUGGAUUUAAUAAAAAAAAAAAGAGAAAAACAAAUAGAUAAAAUAUUAAAAAAAUGUGAAUGGAUAAUAAAUACAUACCCUUUUGGUUUAUGCUCUAUAAAUGUAAGAACAAAUUUUUCUCAUGAAUGGGAUGAGCAUUUUGUAUUUAUGCGUAGAAAUUCCUAUGACAUACCUAUUACUGUUAGAAAAAUCUAUUCAGAUAGAAGCAAUUACCAUAUGAUUCAAGAAGCUGCCACCAUGCCAACAUUCACUACAUGUUUGAAAGCAAAUGUUUCUUCUUUGAGUUAUUUGGAUCAAUUAUUAUGUCAUCAAAAUAAAAUUGAUGAAAAAUUGGAAUAUAUGCAAUUUAGUACAGAAAAUUUUUUUGGUAAAGCAACAACGAAAAACCUAUACCUUCUAAAAAGAUUAUUAAAAACAUACAAAAGAAAUGUAAAUAUAAAAGAACCUAACAAUGCAGAUAUUAAAUAUGAUAAAAAAAUUCUUGAAAAUCAUAAUCAAUUAAAUGCCUAUUUGUGUAAUAACAAACAUACAAACUUUUCAAAUAGUUGUCCUAGUUGUGACAGCGGAAAUUAUUAUAAUGAUGAAUCAAAUUAUUAUAUAAAUUAUAAUUUUUCUGAGAAGAACAAUGGUAAUUCUAAUAAUUCAUUAGUGUUAAAGUGCAAUAGUAGUAAAAAUAACAUUAAAAAUAAUGGAGAAUUAUGGUUAAAUUCACGAAUGACUAAAAAUUAUAUUUUUCAGCAAGAUAAUGAUGCACAAAUAGAAGAACUCAAUUCAAACAUUUAUUAUAAAUCUGAUUGUUUUCUUCUUCCACUUAAAUCGCUUGAUGAAAAUGAUUAUAUAAUUAGGAAUAUGCAUAAUACAAAAUGGGAUAAUAGUACAAGCCAUAUUACAAAAUAUACACAUUCAGUAUUUGAUUAUGAUGAAAAUAUAUCUGAUCUUAAUUUAUCCGAGAUUAAUAACAAAGGCAAUGAAAUUAAUAAAUGUCAAAAAGAAUCAUCUGUGAAUAGACAAGAAUUUUUACAUGAAUAUGAAGAAGAAAUGAAAAAUCUACAACCUUCAAACAAAAAAAAAAGUUUUGCAUCAUUUGAUUAUUUCAAAAAUAAAUAUCAUCAUAUAAAUUCAAAGGAUAUAAUUAUAAAUAAUAUGUUCGAACAAAGUAUUGAUCCUAAAGAUUUAUUACAAUUAAAGGAGAUAUUAAAUUUUUUAAUUAAUGGACCCGAUCUUGAAACAGUACUAAAUAUUAUAAGAGUUGAACAGUUAACAUCUUUAUGUAGAUAUUUAAUAAGUAGAAGUUUAAAAUCAAUGUUGUGUGCAGGAAUUUUUGGAGGAAUUAAAAAUCCAAUAAUAAAUAUAAGCAAUAAAAACUGUUUUUCCAACAAGAGGUCACAAAAAGGAUAUAAUUCUAAUUCAGAUGAUAUCAAAAAGAAAAAAAAAAGUGAUUAUAACGAAAAAAAUACAAACAUAAAUGAUCAACAUAAGUUAAAUGAAAAAGAUCAAGAUGAAUCACAUAUAUCAAAUAAUACUAAAAAAGAAAAAUAUUCUUCAUUUAGGAAAAAUAAGUUCCUUAUUUUGUGUGAAAAUGAUAAAACUAAUUUACUUAGAGAUCAAAGAAAAUAUAAAAACCUUGAUUUAAAUCAAAAAUAUAAUAAAAAUGAUAAAAGAAAAAAAAGUAUUUUUGAGCAUUGGAGACAAAAAUCUACAAAAAGUAUGCAAUGGCCAGUUAUAUUAGAUUUACUCGUUCCAUCUUCAAGUAGGGGAACAUAUAAUGAAUGCAACAGGAUAAUUUCUAAUGUCGAACCAUCUUUAUUUUCUGUGCAAAAUUAUGGAUGGAUGCUCUUAAAAUUAUUGCAUAUUAUAAUUAUAAAAUUCCGAAAUAUAACACCUUUGAAAAAUAUGAUUAAUGAAAUGAACAAUAAUAAUAAAAUUAGUAAUUUUAACAAAGAAAAUUUAAAAGAUGAAUUUUCAUAUUGUUACUGGUUCACUAGGCCUAUGGAAUAUGCUCUUUCUUUUACAUUAACUGAUAUUACUAAAAGUAUUUGUAUUUGGUAUUUGAGAUACAACCGCAAAAUGAUAGUGAAUUCUUCUAAUUUUUCUCAAAUUAUAAAAAAUUCGAUGAAUACACUAUGGAUUGAAAGUGUCCUAAGGUUAAUAGCUUUGCAGAUAUGUUUAAGAGUAAAACCUUUAAACGACAGCAGAUAUGUAGUACCAUUCUUAUAUCAUAUGCUUACAAUCUGCCAACCCUUGUUAAGAGAAGUGCAUAUAAGUAGUGAAUAUCUGAAACGUCAUUUAUUCGGAGGAAAUAAAAAGUUAUUUUUUAAUGAUCAGAAUAAUUUCGUUUUCAAAGUAAAAUGUUCUUAUUGUAACAAAUCUAUAUCCAGACAAGCUAAAAAUAAAACACCAAAAAUUUCUCAUAUCAGCAAAAAUUUUAAACAUAUAAGAAAAGGAAAUUCUGUUGAAAUGUUAUCUACUAAGAGAACUUGUAAAAAUGGAGUAGAAAAUAAUAUACUUGAUGUAAAGGGGUAUAUACAUUCAGAACACAUACAGAAAAAACAAAAAAAAAUAAAGCAAAAAAUUGUUAAAAUGAAAAAUUAUAACUCAUCAGAAGAACAUGAAAAUGAAGUUAUACUUGACAAUGUAAUAACAGGAAUUGUUAUAUACCAUGCAAUUAUAGAAGAAAAUGCUCCUGUAAAUAAAUUGAAGAUUGUACAGAAUCUAAAAGGUUUUCAAAUAAAAAAAGAAUAUUUGUAUAAAAACAAAUAUUGGGCUCUUUGCACUCAGCAAUAUAAAAAUUCGUCCUUAUACACUUUACCUUUAAGAAAUCUUAACAGGUCUAUAAAACAUACGAAUAAAAAUAGUUUAGUGAAUAUCAAUAAAUUUGAUUCUUGUUACUGGUUUAUCAGUGGAGAUCCAGUUUAUAAUAUUUAUGGUAAUGCUAAAACUAUAUCAGAUGCGCAAUUAGAAAUAUGUAUUGAUAAUAGUUACGAUAUGAAUGUAAGAUCUUUUCUUAAAAAAAGCAAUUAUGAAUUAGGGUUUUCAAUUAAUACAGAGUCAAAUGACACAAUGAAUAUUUGGAUAAAAAGAAAAUCAACUAUUAUAAAUAAAGAGUUAAUAGAAUAUAGUGACCCUAAUGCAAUUAGUUCUGUAGUCAAUUUACAACAAAAGGAAAAAAUAACUGAAAAUGAAGAAACGCCAUUAAAAAGUAAAUUUAAUAUUUGUAGCAAAAAAAAGGAUACGUUAAAUAAUAAUAAGAAUAAUAAAUUCCUAAAUUAUGAAAAUGAAGAUCAAGAAUAUUUAUCUGAAAAUUUUUGCGAAUGUAAAAAACUUUCAACAGAUCAAGAUUUUUCUAAUGAUAAUAAUGAUAAUUCUUAUAAAAACACGCAAUCUGAAAGUUGCAGAAAUGAUGCUAGUAUAAAUUAUGAUCAGAAUGAUAACUUGAAUUAUAAAAAGCUAAAAUUAAUAAGUUGGAAUUUGAUUAAAACAAUUCUUUGGGGAAUAUUGGUUUCUGGAGAAAAUAUGGAAAUUGAUAAUACAGAUCAAGUAGUAACGGAAAGUACUACUAAAUAUAUUAAAAAGAAAAUAUGUAACAUUCAUGAUGAAAUGGAUGACAAUUAUAAUUAUAAGAAUUAUAAAUCUCAAUUCCAUUCGCUUCAACGAAAAAGCCUCAUAGAAUCCGUAUUAAAAAUGAUUAUGUCAGUUUUAAUUAAAUUAUGCAAUAUUGUAAAAAUAUAUAAUGAUUUAACAAAAAAUCAAAAAGGUUCAUUUUAUAUUACUAUUAAUAACACAAAAAUAAACAAACAACAAAUUCAAGAUUGUGAGAAAAUGAUUACUGAUUUUAUGUAUUCAUUAAUUAAUUGUGUUCGAAACUCACCAACUGCUGCAGUUACACUUCUUAAAUGUUUCCUCUUUGGUCAAGACAAUCUUACUUAUCGUUUUAAAAAAUUGAACAAACUAAACAUAAAUUGUGAUUUAUAUAAGCUAAUUACUGAAUGCAUAAAAAAGGCUCCCAAUGACUCUGAUGAAAUAACUGUUUUUUUUAAUAGAUAUUUUGAUAAAAAUAUAUUAAAUAAUUAUAAUAUUGAUCAAAAAUAUUACACUCUAAACCAAGAAGAAAAUAUGAAGUGUACCAUAGAUAGUCCCUUAAAGAACAGUGUUUAUAAUAUGAAUAGCAACAAUGUUAAUAUAUCUUCAAAAGAAAAUAUUAAAUAUAAUAGUUCUAUAAAAAAUAAAGAAAAAGAUACAAAAAUAUCAAAUUUUUUUCUUAAAUAUUGUGACUCUAAUAUAAGAAAAAAUUAUAACCAAAGUAAAAUAUAUGGCUUUUUUUUAUUAAGAUGCUUACCUCCUAUUAAAAUGUUUCCAAAACAAUUAAUUGUUCAAGAAACAAAAAAAUUAUUUUAUAGUGAAAUGAACUUUAUGAAUGAAAACAAUGAAUCUAAGAUUCAUGAAAAAGGUGAUAAAAAAAUGUUAAACAUCAUUGAAAUGCCUCAAAAUAAUGACUUACAAAUAAAUUCUAGUUCCAAAGAAAAUAUUUCUCCGAAUGAUUAUCAUAUGGAUGGAAGUAUAACUAAUAAUGAAGGAAAUUCUCAGUGCAAUAGUACAAAUAAUAUAUUGGGAUUAAUACCAAGAAUAUCUUAUAGAAAUCAUCCUUUUGAUGAAUUACCUCAAUCUGAAUUUUUUAUGUCUAGUAGACCUUCUGAUGAUUUCGAAGUUCAUAUGGAAGGAAGAGUUUUGAGAGUUCUACGUGGUUUAAAUUUAGGAGGAGUCGUUUUAUGCUUAGCACCUCUGACAUUUCCAGCUUUAAAUAUUGGACCAAAUGAAGUAAAUGACAUAAUUAAUUUUCGUAUCCAAACAAGAGGACGUUUUGGUGUAACUGUUGCACCAGCUGAAUGUGUUUUAUCAAAUGUUUCUGAAGUAUUCGACAGAAAUGAUGUUGUCGGAUUCCGUACUAAUAUGUGUCCUCCAUUUAGACAUGAUGUAUUUGCAGCAAAUGUACAAUAUGAACUAGGAGACUUAUUAAGUGUAAAAUUUAAUGUAGAAGAUCAACAAAAUCAAAAAUGCUUGAGAACAGAACUUAUGGUUUCAGGCGUUAGUAUUGGAUCAGUAUUAGAAGUUCUUUUUGAAGCAGACUCUCAAAUUGAAUUUGAAAGAAGAAUGAAUUUGAUAUUUAUUUUUCAAGAUCCAUUGACUAUUGUAUAUGAAGGGCCAACAUUUACAAUGGAGUAUGUAGACCCAAGCAAAAGUAAUUCAAAUAAUUCAAGAAAUGAAGAAAAAAAUGUAGAUGAGGAAUAUUUAAAUGAAUUUUAUCCAUUUUCUGGAUAUGAUAAAAAAAGUAUAAGGAAACAAUUAAAAAAAAUGAAGUUAAAAAAAAAAGAAUUCUAUGAAUCAGUAAAACUCUAUCAAUCAAUUCUUGAAUCAGAUAAUGAAAUAUUAAAAGAUCUGAAAAGUGAAGUUUUAAUAAGGAUGAACUCCACAUUAACUAGCAUAGCUCCAUAUUUAAGAUAUAGUUCAUCACACUAUAUAUUUUCCGAAAAUGAGUAUCCAUGUAUUAUUGAUUUUAUACAAUCUAAAACGAAGGAAUUUGCACCUCUAAAUAAUAUUUCACUUGAAGAAAAAAGGAAAAGUUUUGUAAAUAUGUACUUCAAGAAGAUCCUAUCUACAAAGGACAAAAAUGAAUUCAUAAAAGAAAAAAUAGAUAAUUCAUCUCUUAAUGAUAAAAAUAAAAAUAAUAAAACUGAUGAUCCCAUAAAAAAAAAAUAUAAUGAAAAUCAGGAUUUAUCUUAUGGAGAACAGCAAAAUUAUAAUAUCAAUUAUUUUAAAAAUAUGAAUAGCUUAGAUAAAAACAAUAAUUAUGAUAAUUCAAAUGAAUCUCAUGAAUAUAUUAUAGAAAAAAAUAAAAUAACUCAAGAUAAAAGUGAUCAUAUUUCAUAUGUACAUCCACACUCUUCGUUAAAUAUGAAUAUAUACAACAAAUACAAAGAUAAUAUAAAUAUAAAUAAAUCAAUAAGAGAGGUUUUAUCUAUAAUAUGCAUUUUGGGGUUAAACAUAAAUGGAAAACCUAAAGAAAAAAAUAGAGACCAUCGUUUUCAUGGUAAAAAAUCUUUUCUUGAUGAACUUCCUUGGUUAUCAAGCUUAUCAGAUCUGAAAAAUUCAGUAACAUAUAGUUUAGAUAGAAAAUGCAUUGAACUAUUCUUUUGCAAUUUGGUUGAAAUUAUAUGUAGUAAGGUAGUUUUAAGUGCAAUCUUAAAUUUUAUUACUCACAAGAUGAAUAAAAACGAUUGUGAUGAUGAUAAUAGCAAAGAUAAAAAUAGCAGUAAUAGUUUAAAAGCUAAUAGAAAAGAUAAAAAAAAAUUCAAAAAUUUAAAUACAUUAGAAUCAAAAGAUAUUUCAGAUACAGAAAACAAUAUUUAUAAUCAAAAUAAUAUAUAUAAGCAAAAUAUUAGUAAUAGCACAAAUACCUUAAAAACAAAUAGCGGAAACGAUAAUGGAUGCCAGAAUAAUAGUGCUACAUCAGCUAAUGCAAACAGUAAUAACUGUAAUUCAUUAAUGAAUUCUAUCUUUAUAGAAGAAAAUGGGUCAUUAGAAGAAGAUGAAACAAAUGAAGCUUAUAAAAAUAAUAUGGAAAAUUCAUACAAAGAAAAGUCAAUAGAGAGAAAUUUAAAAGAUAAAGGUUUAAAUUUAAAAAAUAGUUCAUUUGGAGAUGGGAUGUAUAAAUAUUCCUUUUUUGAAUAUAGUUUGUGUCUAAUAGGAACAAAAGCAAUUAUGUGUUGCUGUAAUUUAUUGAGAACACUACUAGAAAUGAAUUGUGAUGGAUCAUACGAACCAAAUGAAACAGUUUAUAGAUCAUUUAAAAAACUGCUAAAUUUUAUUAAAAUUUUCCUUUUUGUUGAUAUAGGAAUUAGUGAUGUUUUAAUUAGAUACUUUGCUGAAAAAAAUUUAAUAGACGUUGAUUUUUUAUUGAGUAAGCACAAAGGGAAAAAUUUUCAAAAUUAUAAUUCAUCUUCAUUUGUAAAUAGUUUUGGGAAUAAAACUGCACAAAAUACAAAACUUUUUUCUAAUAAUUCGAAGGAUGAUUCUAUUUAUAGCAAAGAUACUAACUUUUCACCUUAUUAUUCACCAAAAUGUAAUAACUUUACUAAGGAAAAUACAAAAAAUGAAUACAUAAACAUAGUAGAAAUAGCAAAUAUUUGUGGUAUUCCAUCUGAUUUUCUACAAUAUUUUAAUAUAUCUAUUCCAAAAAUUAAAAAUCAACAGGUAAUAACACAAAAUGAUACUUUUGACUUAUGGAUUUAUAUCAUGAAUCUUUUAAUUUGCUUCAAUAGCCAGCACAGAUAUUCAUUAUGCUUCCCUUACACUUCCAAUAAUUUUAAUCCAAACUCCAUUAAAAAUACACUAUUCGAUUUUGAAUAUACUAAUUCAUACUUUUCCAAUAGGAUUGUACGUAAAACAGUUAAAUUUUAUGCAUCUUGGUUGUUAAAAAAGUAUUUAAUAGAUAUAAGUUGUGUUAUGGCAUUGUUAUUACCAAAACUUUUCAUUGAUGAAUUAAAAACAAGUUUAACAAAAAUAAAUGAAAAAAAAUCAAAAGAAGAAAUAAAUAAAAUAUAUAUCGAUAGUAAUGAUAAUAAAAAUGAUAAUUUUAAUCCAAGUAAUACUAUGAAGGCAAACAUAAAUAACAUGGAGAAAAAUGAAUGUUUUUCAAAACAAGCAAAUAAAAAUUUUGAAACACUAAAUAAUACAAAUGAUAGAAUAUAUAAAUCCAUUAAUGAAAAAAAUGAUAAUGAAUACGAAUUUGUUAAUUGCAAUUAUCGUGAUAUUAAAGAAAACAAAUCAUUGAAAGAAGAAAAUAGAGAAGAAAAUAAGCAUAAAGUUUUAUGGAGCAAUGAUGACUGCACACAAAAUAAAGGAGAAAGUUUAAAUAUUAAAAUUAUACAUUGCAAAAAAAUUAAAAGAAAUAAAAAAUUACACAACCUAGGUCUAUUAUUUAAUUCUGAAUUAAGGAAUAACGAAGAAAUGUUAAAUAUAUUUAGCAUAAUGUAUCUGUUUCGCGUUUGUAUUUAUUAUCUUAGUAGAAGCAAAGAUUUCAGAAAAGAAGAUUAUUGGCAAGGAUUUCAAGGACAAUUAAGAAAUGCAAAAAUUAAAGAAAAUGUUUAUAAAUUACUUAAUGAAAAAAGUUCCACUUCUUCUUUGUUGUACGGAUGGCAAAGAAUAUUUUAUCAAUGCGUAGUUACAUGGGAAGAUAAAAACUUAGUAGAACAAUUGUUACUAAUAAUUCAGUCUGAAUUAUUAUAUCAUUUAAUGGGAUCAAUAGCUCAAACUAUGUCACCGAAAAAAGUUAAAGUUGAACAAUAUUAUGCUAUUUCACCUUCUGUUCAUGUUGCUCAUUGGAUGCUAGAUACUUUUGUUAGACACCCUUUGUGUCCAUCCAAAAUUAGAUCAUGUUGUAUUACACCAAUAACAAUUACCUCUUUAUUUGGAUUAAUUAUGAAUGGAAAUAGACUACCAAUAUUUUUAGGUAUAGACGUAUGUAGAUUAGUUUACUGGUCCUCUAUAGUUUCUAUAUGGCAAAAUAGCAAGAUUCAUAGAAAAUAUAGGAGAUUAAGCAACAUAGAUAUGUUAACUCAAUUUAAUGUUUGCACCGAAUUUAACACUGAUAACGAUGAUAUUCAAGAUACAUCAAAUAGAAAUUAUAUUAAAAAGAAGAAAGAAAAAAUUAAAUAUACAGAAGAAAAACUUAAAAGAAUAAAAUGCAAUUAUUACUCUUUUUUAAGUUACAUAUUUCAGUGUGUUAAUACUUGUGGGUCAUCAAUUUUUAACCAAAUUAUGAAUAUAAAUAAUGCAAAUAAUUAUAAAAAUAAUACUAGCAAAAAUAAAGUCAAUGACAAUAAUAAUAACAAUAUUAGAAAUAAUAAUGAUCAUGUUAAUAACAUAAUAGAUAAUUUAAACAAUAAUAUUAAUGAUAUCCUUAACUGUAUACAGAAUUCAACUAAUAAUAGGGUGUUAAACAAUAAUCUUAAUGUAGUUAGUAGUAUAAGUAAUGAAACCAUUUAUAAUUUAAAUAUGGCAAAUAGAAGCAGCCCUAAUAUUUCUUCAAACAAUAUUAACAAUACUUUACAAGAAAAUGUAGAAGCAGUUAAUACAUGUAAUGGCAAUAAUUCAACUACUUCUAAUAGUUUAUACAUUAAUCCAACUUGUGUAAAUGGAAAAAAUGAAAAGAAAACUUCAUUUAACUAUUCUAAUUUUGAUAUAUCUGAAAAAAAAGAACAAGGAAAAUAUAACUCUAUAAAAAUUAACGCGGCUUUAUUAAUUCAUUAUUUUGCGUGUGCCGCAUAUUAUAUUAAAAAAGUUGAUAUAUAUAAUGAGAUGCAUUACUAUAACGAAAAUAUGCAUAUGGAUUUUAAACAGUAUUGCUUAUACUUGUAUGUUGUUGAUCAUAUAUCAAAGAUAUAUUCUAAAUAUACAAAAAAUAGUAAUAUUAAAAGUUGUGUAAAAGAUGAUCGAACAAACAAAGAAUGCAGUUUCUCUAACGUAAUUAAAGAGGACCAAAAUUGCAAGUCAUCAUCUAUUUAUGAUUAUGUGAAUAAGGAAAAAACAAAAAGUUAUUCAUUAAACAAUGAAAAUUUUAGAAGUGAUUCUUCUAAUAUAUGUAAUAAAAAUGAUUUUCUUUUAAAUUAUGAAAAUAUAGAAAAAAAAAGUAGCAAAAAUAUUUUAGAUGAUGAUUACGAAGGGCAUUACCCGGAAAUAUUUGUUGAUUAUGUACUUCAAUUACCAAAAAAAGUUUCUGCAAAUGUUAUAAUUGAUAUUAAUGAAAAAAUACAUUACAUAUCUUCUUCUAAUUCAGACAUCAUUAAAUUAAAAAUAAAAGAUAUAUUUCCUUUACCAAAAAAAAAAGAGGAAUCUUUUAUUGAAAAAUCAAAUUAUAUGAUAGACAGUCAUAAUGAAGGCGAUAAUAGAGAUGUAAUAGAAUAUAAUAAUGUUUCUCUUAAUGAUUAUAACAGCAUUGAAAAAGCAAAAAAAUUAAAUAAAACUGAAAAGGAGAUAAUUAAAAAGAUAUGCAGAAAAAAAUUUAGACAUCCAAAUAUAAUUUUUAGUGCCGACAUCGAUUUCAAUUGUAUUUUAGAUGAUGUUAAACUUAAUAGUCUUCAAGAAUUUCUAUACCUUGAAGUACAAUCUUUAGAUACGGAUUUAGAUUUUGACAAGACAGGAAAAAUUAAUUUAGGUUCUUACAUUGAAUUAACUGAUAUAUAUAAUUUAUCAUAUCCAUUUUUUUCAUUGGGUAGUUUGCCAUUAUAUUCAGGAUCUUACACUUCUUCAUUUACUAUAUGUCUAGCAUUAACUGAUUAUAACAUAGAUAAAUUACAAGGAAAUUUGAAUAUUAUUCCUGAUAUAGAAAUUGGAGUAUUGAAUGUAAAAAGGCAUUUUGAAGUAAAUGAUGAUAUAUUAUUAAAUGACUAUGAUAAAAAUGACUAUAAUGUAGUAUGUGGGUAUAAGAAGGAAAAUAUACCAGUAAAUAAACAACAUUACGAAAGGAAUGUUUCUUAUAAAGAUAACCAUAGAGAAAAUGUUAAUAUAAUUUACAACAAUAAAACUUAUUCAAAAGUUGAGAGAACAAUGGAUAAAACAUUAAAAUAUUCUUCUUGUUUAUCAAAAAAUACGGAAAAAAAAGAUUUUAUCAAUAGAACAAAAAGAAACGAAUAUAAUUAUGACUAUUCUUUGAAGAAGCGAGCUUACAAUCUUCGUAAUAUAAAUAAAUAUAAUAAGAAGUCUAUAGAAAAUUGUUUAAGUAAUAAAAAAAUUGAUAAGAACAAAAAAUCCAUAAAAAAUUAUGAGACGGAAGAUGAUAAUAAAAAUAAAAGUAUUAAAAAUGGUUUAUAUAAUAAUAUAUAUUCUGAAACAUUAUCUGAUAUUGCCCCUAUUAAUGGAAAUAAUUAUUUUGCUGAAAGCAACAAAGUAAGUAAAAAAAUAAACAAUAUGAUCACUCUAAAUGUUCUAAAUGGUACAGUUAACACAACGGGAUUAUUUUCUGAUAAUUCUAUUGAGAAAGUAAAUCCAAUAAUUUUGAAUAAAAUAUCAGAUUACAUAAAUAUUACAGUGAAGAUAAUUGGUAAACAAGUAAUAUGGUUUGCAAAUAAUAUAUUAAUUUUUCGUAAAGAAUUUGGUGCAGAAAUGAGCGAAUUUGUGCCUUUAAUAAAGAUCUUUCCUAAAAAAUCGCCAUCUAUAGAUAAAUUUAACAAUUUUAACAACGUAUCUUUGCACAUUAAGUUUAAUGAAAUGACACAAAAAACUUUCAUUACUCCUUUAUCAAAAUUUUACUUUAAAUUUGAAAAUAUUCAUAAAAUGAAAUAUAAAAAUGAUUGUACAAAUGUACAUGAAUAUUGGAAAAAAAACUUAUGGAAACCUAAAUGUUUUAUUUUACCUGAUAAUUCAACAACAAUAACAACAAUAAGGAAAUUAAUGCCUUUAAUAAUACCACAAUCAUCUAAUAAGAUAUUAAUAAAAUAUAAUAACCAUAAGCAAGAACCAGAUGAUUGUACGAAUAAUUUUUCUAACACUAUGUUUUUUACACCCAAUGUUCAAAUUAAAAGUGCACCAAUAAAUUUUACAUAUUAUAUAUAUUGCAAGCAUGUACAAGGAGAAAAAUGGAAAUUUUUAUCAUUAGAAAGUAUUAAUAAUAUAAAAAAUAUAUCAAUUAAAAGUUAUUAUGGUUAUAUAAAUUUAUAUAAACAAUCGAACAUAAAUAAGAUAGAUUUAAAUGGACUAAACAACUGCGAAAAGAAAUUUGCAAAAACGAAUUUGAACAUUCAUAAUCUAUUAGAUACACAAAAGCCUUAUACUAAAAUUUUAGAAACAAAUUCAAAGAAAGAUUUACUAAAAGAAAGUUCAAAUAAAAUAAUUAAGGGUGAUUUAAAUUUUCAGAUUCAUUUAAAUAAAAUAAAUAAAAAUCAAGACGUGGACAUAAACACUAAAAGUAAUUUAGACAUUGCAAAUAAUUUAUUUUUAAAAAAUGAAAACAAAUGUAAUGAAAAAAAUAAGAAAAAUAGAACUAGUAAUAUAAGCUCAAAAGUAAAUUAUUAUGAAUUAGAUAAUAAAAAUAGAACACAUUAUACCUCUUAUUAUCAAGAAUUUAUUCCAGAAGGCAAUACAGAAAAUUAUAUUCAUAGUAACUAUAUUAAUGAUUACAUUUCGACAAAUAAUGAAAAUAAUUUGCAUGUAAAAUAUAAAUUUAGUAAUUUUCCUAAAAUUAAAAAGGAUCUAGUUCACAACAUAAAAUAUAGCUCAAUUCAAGAAAUUAAUGAUUCCUCACUUUACAAUGUAGAAGCUAUAUAUGAUAUGAAAAAACAAAAGCAAAUUUUUAUUGAUUCAAAUAAUAAAAAGAAAUAUAUAUACAAUAAAGAUAAUCCUAAAAAAAGUCAAAUAAAUGAUAAUAAUUGUGAAUUUAUAAGUAAAAUUUAUAAUACACAUUAUAAGAAUGAUAGGUGCAUGAACAGAGAUUUGUCAAAAAAAGACGAAUAUAAUGAAGUUGAUAAAAUUACAGAUAAUUAUAAUUUUAACGAAUUAAAUGACUAUUCCAGUAAUUGUUGUAUGUAUUAUAUAGGUUGCAAAGAAUUUAAGUUGAGUAUAGAUUCAUAUGAUUCUAUCUUUCCUGCUGAACCUUUUAUUUUUAAUUGCACUGUUAAUUUUAAUGUAUAUGAUAGUCAUAAAAAGGGAAAUAUAUAUGAAAGUUCUAUUGGUAUUAUAUGGGGUAUUUAUCGUUGGCUAUGGACAAGUAAUGGAAAUUUUAUUUGUCCCUUGAAACUUCCAUUAUGUACAUCAGAACUUCCAUCAGAUAAAAUACAAGAAUGCGAAAUAAAUGUUGUUGGAUUUAAAUCUAAUGAUAAUUUAUGCAUAGAAUUUCAACCUUUAUAUCAAAGUUUAUUUUUUUAUAAGAAUGGAAAUUAUGAAUUUGGAUUUAAAUUUGAUACUUUUUAUAAUUAUAGAAAUAAGGAAAAUAUAUCAAUGAAUGAAAAAAGUAAAGAUAUAAAAAUAUCAGAAGUAAGGAAUGUAUCAAAAAUAUCAUGUUCUAGUGGCAUGAGCAAUAUAAAUUUCAAUGAUUUGAGUAUUAAGACAAAUAUAGAUAAUAGAUAUAGAAGUACUAUAAAUGAUAAGAAUGUUAUACAGAAGGAUGUAUUAAAAAUUCACACUGAAACUGAUAAAAAUGAUAAUAAUAAUAAUAUCUAUAAUUCACAUAUGGAUUUAAAAAGCUCUUUCAAUUCAUUAUAUAGUUCCAAAGUAAAUAAUUCAAAUACAUGUUCUAUUUCUAAUGAACAAAAAUGUAAUAAGCGAAUAAAUGAAAAAAAUAAUGUAAAAACAAAAGAAAAAAAAUUAAAUAUGUAUUUAAGUAAUUCUGAUAAUAUAAUGGAGGAAAACCAGAAUGAAACUGUAAUAAAAAUUAAAAAUCAUGUAAAUAUGAUUAAAUUAUAUAACUCCUUAUUAAUAAAUGAUUGCACAAGUGUUUCUUCUAUAUUAACCAAUAAUCCAAAUUUAUUGUUAAAAUCAAGUGAAGGUCAACCUGAAAUAUCAUUUGAACAUUAUGAAAUAAACAAGGAAGAAUUUCCGUAUGAACUUAUUACAUCCAUGAAAAAUGUUAAAUAUGAUAAACAUUUAACACCCUUAAUGCUAGCAUGUAAAAUAGGGUGUGAAGAGUGUGUACAAAAUAUUAUAGAGAUAGGUAAAGUAAACCCUAAUAAAUAUUGCUAUAAAAUGGAAAAAGAAACUCCUCUAAUGGUUGCAGCACAAUACGGAUAUAGUAGAAUUAUAUGCAUGCUAGUUUGUAUGUAUGGUGUACAAAUAAAUAAAAAAGAUUCAAAAGGAAAUACUGCUUUGCAUAAAGUUUUAUUGAAUUCUUGCAAUCAUGGGAAAAAGAAAAAUUCUACUUUUAAAAUUGUUCAACUACUGUUAAAAUUAGGUGCUGAUAUAACUAUUAAAAACAAAAAAGGGAUUUCAGUGGAAGAUUUAUCGCAAACAAAUCUUAUAAAAGAUAAAAAAGUUGAAAAUCUUCUAAAAAUGUGGACGAGAUUAUCCUUAAAAAGUAAAAAAGAAGAUAAAGCAUGCUAUAUCAAUCGGGAAAUUAUACCUGGCCUACUAUCUAAUUGUUCUAUAGUUGUGGGAUUUCCAGUAUAUUCAACUAAUAAUAUAAAUAGUGUUUCAUCGGUUAAAAUUAACUCAUUUGUUGUAGGAGGUGAGGAAUUAGUUAAUAUAAAGGAAUGUAAACAAAUAAAAAGUUAUAAUAAUUGGGAUAUAAGAAAAAAAGAAGUAGAGUAUUAUAGUAGUGAUAUUUCGUCCAGAAGCUCUUCAAUCUCAAGGUUCUACAACUUAGAAAAAAAAAUAAAGCAAGACAAUGAAAAAUAUUAUGCUUCAAAAUUUAAUAAAUUUCAAGGGGAGUUUUCUUAUUUACAAGAAGAAAAUGAAAAAAGUAAAAAUUGUAUUCAAAAAAAAAACUCCUUACAGUUAAAUACAUUUAAUGAAGAUAAAAAAAAAUAUGAAAUAAACAAUGAAGACAAUACAGAAUUUAUAGGCAAGAUAAAUCAAGAAAAUUAUGUUAAAAAAAGGAAUAAUACGUUGUAUGAUUCAAAAGAUUAUAUGAAUUCAUUAUUUGAAAAAAAUAAUAAUUCUUUAUAUUUAAGGAAACAUAGCAAAACAGAAGAUGGUAAUAAUAUAGACAAAUCAAAAUUUUCAAAUAACCUUUUAUUUAUGCAAAAAGAAUACUCCAGUGACACAAAUAUUUAUAUGAAUGAUAAUUGUGUAUAUAAAUGGAAGAAUAAAUAUAAAAUGAAUCAUAAUUUACAUAGUGAUGAAGGAAAUAAGUAUCAUAAUAAUUUGGAUAUAGAAAAAAACGAGGAUACAGAUAAUUUAAAAAACAGAAUAAAUUAUGAUAGUAUUAAAUGUAAUUCAUCAAAGCAGAAAAAAAAAAAAUUUACAAAUGACAUAUUAAAUUAUAUAGUAGUUCAUAAAUAUUGUAAUAAAAGGUGUGUAUACUCUCAUAAAAAUUUUAUAGAUGAAAAAAAUUACAAAAAUAUUUUUUUAGAAAAGGAAAUUAAGAAUAAAGAAAAUAACAAAAAUAAAAGUUAUAAUUAUAUGAAAAAAGAAAUUAAAAAAAGCUUUAUAUAUUCUAAAUUAAAAAACAAUAGAUUCAAUUACCAAGAUUUAAAAUUCUCUCUCAUAGAAUUUAUUAAUAAAUCAGGAAUAUUUUCUGAUGUUUUAAAAAAUGCCAAUUAUUUAGAAUCAAAAGAUGUUCCUAAAUUUGAUGAACUAAAAAAUACACUACUAAAAGUUAAUAAUGAAUUAGAAAUAAUUAAAGGAUUCAAAGUAUUUUUGGAAUUAUUUAAUUUUAUAUAUAUGGAUGAAAGAUCAAAAUAUUACUUAAAUGUUGACUUAAAAAAAAAUUUAGAAAAUUCUUACAGUAUAGUUGAUCUAGGUUAUAUCCUUUUAAAAAUAGAUAGUUACUGCAAUAUUUUUAACAAUUUUAAAUUAAAAUGGAAAGAUAAUGCACAUGAAGAAUGGAAAAACAAACUUUUAAAAGGAAUUGGAAUAUAUAACGAGUUUUAUAAUGUUAAAUGGAUAACAGAUUCUUAUACUUUUUUUAAGUAUGAAGAAGAAAUCUUAGAAUCUGCUUCAUUUAUAGACAAAAUAAUACAAAAUGGUAACUAUAUGAUAUUUUAUAAUAGCAUAAUGAAUAUUAUAGAUGAAAAAAACGAAUUCUUAAAAAACGGCUUUUAUGAUCCACAAAUAUUUAAUGAUGUACUUAAAAAUAUAGACUUUGAAAAUUUAAAUAGAGAAACUAUUUUAUAUGAUUUUUAUUCUAAUAAAAACAUUAUAAAAAAUAUUUUUCCAGAAAAUAAUAAACAGGAAUUUAAUGAUAACGAUACAAAUGAAAAUAAUGAGAAAAAUAAAAAUUACCUAAAUGAGAGUUUUAUAAAUAAAAAAGUAAAAGAAAAUAAAGAGUUAUAUCUCCCACAUCAUGUUGAUGAAACAAAUAUUAGCAUAGAAAAAAAACCUAGAAAAGACAAUUCAUUUGAUAGAUCCAUGUAUAAGAAUGAUUCACAGCAAUAUAUUCCAUUGUUUAAAAAUUAUGCUGAAUUUUAUAGUGAUAUAAAUGAUGAUAAUAAUAUAAAUAAUACUAAUGAUAUUAUUGAAGGUAAAGAAAGUAAAUAUAAUAGUAUGAAUAAUACUAAUAAAAAUAUGCAUAAAACACCCAAUAAUAAUAAAAAAAGAAAUGAAAAUGAUGAUACAUUAUACAAUAAAAUAUCAAAUUGUUAUGCAAGUAAUAAUAAAAAAGAAUUCCUAAAUAAUAAUGAAAAUGAUGACAUAGAAAAUAAAAAAAUAAAAGCAAGCUCUACACUAUCUAUAGAGUUAGAUGGUAACAUAUAUAACUCGAGAGUUAAUGAAGAGAAAAAUCAAAUUUAUAAUUGUAAAAAAUUAAGGAAUAUUCAUAGAAUGUUCCCGACAAGGUAUGAGCAAGAUGAAGUUACAAAUAAUGAUUCUUCAUACGAAUUUUCGAGUAUUUUAUUUAGUAACAAGAACGAAAAAAAUAUAAAUAAGUUUACAAGAGAAGAAAAUAAUAAUUUAAUUAAUUAUAAUAAUAAAAAUUAUGAUAUUAAUACUUAUAAAAAUGAAAAUAUCUAUUGCAAUAACAAAAAUAGGUAUAUAAAUGGUAAAGAACAAAAUAACUUAAAUAAUGUUCCUAAUAAAUUAAAUUUAUAUCCUUUUAAUUACUCCAAUAAUCUUACUUCAAAAAAUUCCUUAGAUGAAAGCUUCUAUACUGAAAGCUCAUACGAUGAAUAUGAAACUGAAGAAAGUGAUUUUGAUUUAAUGUGUGAAAUGGAUUUUAUAUCAAAACCAUGUGAAAACGAGAUAAUAAGAGAACAAUGUAAUAAAAUAUGGCCACAUACGAUAGAUACAUAUAUACUUCAUAUAUAUGAUUUAAUAAGUAGUUAUAUGGAUUCUCCUGAAAAAAUAAGUUUAUUUAUUUAUCAUGCAUUUGAUAUAGAAAAAAUAAAAAAAAAGUUACCUAGUAAAACAUCACAAUUAUGGAAAAGAAUAAAUAUGUCUUUAGAUGAAUUUAUUGAAGAAAUAAAAAAAGUUCAUAAUUUUACAAUGAGGAUUAUAUAUCAAAGUAAUUAUAAGAGAUAUCGUAUGUUACCACCAAAUUUUAAAAAAUAUUUUGUUUUUUCUGAUGAAUGCUUAAAGAAUAUUACUAAAAAUGAGGUAGUUAUGACCAUAGAAUAUUAUAAAAAUCAUAUACAUGAACAAAAUAAAAAUUUGUUUUUAAGAAUUAUACAAGAUCGUAUAAUAUUAUUGAAUAAAUUUAAUUUUUACUUUGAAAGUUGUCUACCUAUAACAGGAAUAUUAUUCAAUAAACCUCUAAUUGAAUUGGAAGAGCAAGGAUUAAGGACUCUAGAAUGUCCUCUUUGCUUUUUUAUGAGUAAUGAUAAAUACUUUCCAUGGUAUAUAAACAAAAAUAAAAAUGAUUUCCAUUAUUGUAAUAGCAAUUUAAUUCAAGAAAAAGACGAAUUAGAUAGUAAUACCACUAAAAAUACUUCUAUAUUAAGUAUGAACAAUAGUUAUGUGAACGUAUAUAUAAAUGAAGGUUAUAAUUAUUCUACAGAAUUUAAUAAUUUAAAAGAAAAUAAGAAUAAUAUAACCUCAGAAAGUUCUCAAAAUCAAAAAAAUAAAUGCGAUAAUUUAGAAGACAUAGAGUAUGAAAAAAAUAAAAACGGUAAUUUUUCAAAAAAAAAAAGCAGAAAUAAUCUUCUUAUAGAUAAAGCAGAAUCAUUAUCUAAAAACAAUAUACCAUAUAAAAAUGAUUGCAGUAGCUAUAUUAAUUUUUCGAAUAAAAACAAUUCAAAUUCUAAUAAUAUAAAGAAAGAAUUGUUUUUCGAUAAUUCAGAAAAUUUACGGAAAUUAAAUGAAAUAAUUCAUUUAUAUAGCGAUGAAAGUAAAAAAGAAAACUUAAAUGAGAUAUCAACUGGUUGUGUUAAAUAUUGUAAAAAUAUAUAUUCUUCAAAUAAAAUGGUUUUAGCAAUGGGCUCAUCUGAUUUACCUAUACAAUUAUCCUCAUACUUAUUUAUUAAAAAGCUACUUAAGCAUGAUACUGUACUAAAAUUAUGGAAAGAAUGUAUGAAAUAUAUUACUAUAUCAAGUUCAGAAAAACCAAAUUUAACAUUAAGAAUAGAUAGAGGUAUGGCUGCCACAGCAAAAAAUAUUUCUCACACUAUGUGGUAUCAAAGUACAUUUUCAUUAUUAAAUGUAGAUACUUAUAAACUUAGAGGAAAACCGAGAGAUAGACCAUUUAUGGUUGUUUUCAUAGGAGAAGGAGCAACUGAUUUUGGUGGUCCGUUUCAUGAAUAUCUUUCAUCAAUUUCAAGAGAAGUUAUGGGAAAGUUAUCGGAUUCACCUGAUAAGAGUUUGCCAGUUUUUCCUUUGUGUAUACCUUCUCCAAAUUACACACAGGCUAUAGGAGUGCAUCAAGACACCGUAAUUAUAAACCCCAAAAGUACUCCAUACAUAAUAAAAGAAUCAGAUUAUGUUGGUGAAAUAGAUCUCAUUGAUAAUUUGGAGAAUUACAGAUGGCAAAUAUUACACAUAUAUAAUUCUAUUAAAGAUAUAAAAAAAAAAUUACAGAGAUCUCAUAAAAACUUAUAUUCAAUGUAUAAAAAUAGUCAAGAAAGUAACUUUUCUGAGGAAGAUAUAAAAAAAAACAGGGAUGAAAUUUAUGGACAAAAUUGUGUAGAUAAAAUUCAAACAGAAAACUUCUCUAAUUACAAUAAAAGUACAAAUAUAAAUGAAGGUGAUAUUGAAAAUAAUAAUUUACACAAUGAUGAAGCCAGUAAUAACAAACAUAUGUGCGAUAACAAUUUAAGAAAAUAUUAUAAUAAUAGUAAUAUAAAUAAUGAUAACAAUGAUGUAUUAUUAAAUGAAAAAUUUAAUUCAAAAAAAGAUAAUAAAAAUAUAAUUAGCAAUGCUAUGGAUAAGGAAAAGACAUAUCUUUUUGGUAGUAAAAAGUCAGUUACCUUUGAAAAGCUAGACGAAAACAAUAAAAUACCUUUCCACAUAUAUAACAAAUAUAAUUGCUUCUAUGAUAAUUCUAUAUUCGAUGAUGAUCUACUUGAAAUUAUAAAUAAUUCUUCCUUAAAAGCUAGAAAGGCUUUUCUAGAUAAAAUAUUGAAAAAAAAAAAAAAUGAAGAUAAUGAUUCAUUGCAAAAAGAAAAUGAAAGGAAAAAUAAAAAUAUGGGAGAUAAUUUAAUGGGUAAUAAUAAAAAAUCGAAAGAUUCAAAUAAAAAUAGCUUACAUAAUGUAGAAUAUGAUGAAAAAACAAUUAAAGCAAUGGAAUUAGCUAUGUAUGAAUCCUUAGGUAGAGUAAUGGGAAUGUGUGUUUGUAUAGCAUCAACAUUAAAUAUAUGCUUUAACCCUAUAAUUUGGAAGAAAAUUUGUGGAAUGCCUUUAGAAUUACAAGAUUUAUGUGAUUAUGAUUUUGUUGCUGUAGAAAUGCUGAAAACUUUAAAAAUGCUAAACUCUGAAAAGACAAAUGGGUGGAACAUAGAAUUAAAACAAUCUUUAGGAGAUAUGACUUUUUUAACAGAAGAUUCUGGGGGUAAUUCUAUUGAGCUUAUAAGAAAUGGAGUUAAUAUACCAAUUAAUUUUGAUAAUCUAGAACUUUUUAUUAGAUUAAUGACAAGAUGCAAAAUGAAUGAAUCAUCUAAAGGAAUAAAACAUUUACUAAAAGGUUUUAGUUCUGUUAUACCAUUAGGUAGAAUAAGAUUAUUAUAUGAGUUCAAGGAAGUUGAACAUAUGGUUUGUGGUGAAAGAGAAAUUAACUUAGAAGUAUUAAAGGCACACACAUGGUCAAAUGAUUUAAGAAUAAAAGAUAAACUUUUUGCAGUACUUGAAGAGUUUACCAAUGAACAAUUACAAUCAUUUCUUAGAUUUGUUUCCGGUCGCUCAAGAUUACCUACAACAAAAAACGAUUGGUAUAUGAUUAUUGACGUGGAAAAUGUUAAUCAAAAUAUUAAUCAAGUAGAUCAAAGAUUACCUACAGCUGUUACAUGCGGUUUUCGUUUAUUAUUACCUCAAUAUUCUUCUUUAGGAAUUUUAAAAGAAAGAUUAUUGUAUGCAAUUAAAAAUUGUACUGCUAUUGAUUUAGAUGCAUAUGUAGUCCAUGAUCAAAUGCAAUUAAUGUAUGGAGAAUAA
This is a messenger RNA of Plasmodium gallinaceum, 26628 nucleotides long. Its product is annotated as HECT-domain (ubiquitin-transferase), putative. Bases 1 to 26628 code for a protein of 8875 amino acids. Lineage: Eukaryota; Apicomplexa; Aconoidasida; Haemosporida; Plasmodiidae. Gene Ontology annotation, molecular function: protein binding; ubiquitin-protein transferase activity. The record is from RefSeq and is a predicted model, not a curated record. The transcript has a single exon.